Molecule: messenger RNA, 1002 nt
Organism: Trametes versicolor FP-101664 SS1
Lineage: Eukaryota; Fungi; Basidiomycota; Agaricomycetes; Polyporales; Polyporaceae
Exons: 1
Coding region: 1-1002 (333 amino acids)
Source: RefSeq, a predicted model, not a curated record
AUGGCAUCCACGUCAAAUAUGCAAGCACCUAGCACACCCUCAGCUCCGCGCAGCUCCCUUCGUUUUGGACAUCUCCAGAGGCUAUCCAUAAUCGAUGCUCCCUUCGGUUUGGGCGAUGACUACUAUCUCGAACCGACAACUGCGGUGAUCGCCCGCCGCGGUGCCCUCCCACAAGCUUUACUCUCGUCCAUCGUCUUCCCUCCCCAGUGUCUACUGUAUACUUCCCCUCUACUCUCUGCCGACAUACGAUCAUUCGCGGACCGCAUGUCAACACUUAUCACGCCUUCGUCGAUGCGCAUCGUGGACGCGAAGCAGAGUUACGUGGCUCCGAGCCAAUCGGAGCAUAUAUCGUUCGUGCUCGUCCAGCCAUCCGAGUCCCGCGGCGUGCGCUACGAUGUGCCAUUUGUGGGGCACAACCACCGAGAGGCAUCGUCAGUCAAACAGGACGUAAUUCGCGGCAUCGUUACCUCUCCGCUCUUCUCCGCCAUACGCGAGCUUUGGGCAGACACAGGCUCCAUGUAUUUUCUCCGCGGGCAGGACAGUAUCCUCUGGAGCCUCCCCCGUCUUGAAUAUCUUUCCCUUUUCGGCUCCUGGGAGGAGAAGUCUGCCGUCAACGACACACUGAAAGUCCUGUCGACAGUGCAGGGGGACUCGGUCGUUUGUCCCGCGCUCGAAACCCUGGUCCUCAUCACGUUUAUUCCUCUCAAGUCCCUGAUCGCGCCGCUGCGGAGCAUCCUCGUUUUGCGCAAGGAUUGCGGACAUCCCCUCAAGCAUCUCGCGGUCUAUGUGGACAUGGAGGGAGUGGGCCGGGAGGUGCUCAAGGAGGCGCACGGGCUGGGCGAUCUCGUGCAGCACUUCUUCUUGAACGACGACGAAGAUGUCCCGGACAGUGAGUGGACGCGUUUCUGGGAUGAACGCGUCCCCGCGGGGUGUGGGGUGGCGGACGAACUACACGAUCACUGGCCUGUGUGGGUGGAACGAGUGGAUCCACUUGAUAAGUGA